UUUGCAGUAUUACUCUAACACAUCACCAAAAUGACUGAAAGGGAAGACCGAGGAGAUCCAGCAGAUAUGGGUGAUUUAACAGAAAGUGGAGAAUAUGAGGAUGAUUUUGAAAAAGAUCUCGAAUGGCUAAUUAAUGAAGAAGAAAAAGAAAACCUUGGUGAAAGAGAGAAUGCUGAAAAAAAUCAAGAGGAUAUUGAAGCACAAAUUGUUAAAGUUGUGGACAACUUUGAGGAAGACAAUGAGGAAAUGGAAGAAAAUCCAGAUCAGCUUUCAGAGGCAGAUGUAGAUGCGACAGUGAGACCCUCCAGUGAAGAAAGUUUGGAAUCCAGGUCUGAUAUUAAACAUGGGGACCGUGUAUCUGAUACUGAUAGUGAAAGCUCUAUCCAGGAAUCCAAGCUGGAAAACCAGCAGGAACUGGAUGAGGAAGAGGAUGAAGAAAUAAAGCGUUACAUCUUGGAAAAGAUUGAAGAAGCCAACAAACUGCUGGAGAAUCAGGCUCCUGUGGAUCAAAACAGAGAGCGGAAAUUAAAAUUUAAGGAUAAGUUGGUGGAUCUUGAAGUUCCUCCUCUAGAAGAUGCUGAAGUUUGUAAAACUGACCUUGCAAGGGGAGACGAUGUUUCAAAUAGCCUAUCUCGGUUGCAUAUUUCUAACGAAAUGGGACAGGAAAGCACUUCACUUUCUCCACGUGCUGGCAAGGAUGAGGAAAAGAAGGAUGGUAAAAUCCUAGUGGAAAAAGAUGGGAAGUUUGAACUCUUAAGUUUACGUGAUAUUGAAAGCCAGGGCUUUUUGCCCCCAGUAAGCGUUUCUUUUACUGAUAUUGAAACUCAACAUAUGUCUCCAAAAUCUUCACACUACGGUCCUUUUGGCACUGUCUCUCGAGUGAAGGAAGUACCCCCAGUAAGACCAGGAGCACGUUCUUUUUCUCCUGGUGGAGAAGAGUGCGCGUAUUUCCCUAAGCCUCCAUCUAACCCUAAGCAUCGUCCAAAUUCUGCUAUCAAUGCUGCAAGAGGUCUGGGAAAACGGAAGACUCCGCAGAGGGCACAGUCUGCAAAUGUGCCCGUGAGAAGCUCCACUUACUGUCUUUCUCCCCGACAAAAAGAAUUACGGAAGCAGUUAGAACAAAGGAAGGAAAAACUGAGGAAAGAGGAAGAAGAGAGGAAAAGGGAACAAGAAGAACAGAAGAGAAGAGAGAAUGAGAUGGUUUUUAAAGCUUGGUUACAGAAGAAGAAAGAACAAGUGCAAGAAGAAAGGCGAAUUCGUCGUGCAAAGGAGCUGGAAGACUUGAACAGCAAAGAGAGGAGCAGGAAUCCAGAAGAAGCCUUCAAGUUAUGGCUUAAAAAAAAGCACCAAGAACACAUGAAAGAAAAACAGAUGGAAAUGUUGAGACGCCAAGCUGAGGGAAUGGCCUUUUUUCCAAGGACAGAGGAAUGCAACAGAGCCUUUAAAGAGUGGCUAAAAAGAAAGAGAGAAGAAAAACGAGCAGAAGAACUAGCUGCUAAAGAGAGAGCAAGGCAGCUUAGAUUAGAAGCCAGAAGAGCAAAACAGAUGCAGAACAUCCACUGUAUUAGUUCAGAGCCAAAAUCCUUUCGCUUCACAGACCAUUACAGUUGA
This is a messenger RNA of Cariama cristata (Red-legged seriema), 1611 nucleotides long. RefSeq names its product coiled-coil domain containing 181 (gene CCDC181). The record is from RefSeq and is a predicted model, not a curated record. Gene Ontology annotation, molecular function: microtubule binding. Lineage: Eukaryota; Metazoa; Chordata; Aves; Cariamiformes; Cariamidae. The transcript is spliced from 5 exons. The coding region runs from base 31 to 1611 and encodes 526 amino acids.